Molecule: messenger RNA, 2434 nt
Organism: Cherax quadricarinatus
Lineage: Eukaryota; Metazoa; Arthropoda; Malacostraca; Decapoda; Parastacidae
Product: akirin-2
Biological process (GO): positive regulation of innate immune response; positive regulation of transcription by RNA polymerase II
Cellular component (GO): chromatin; nucleus
Molecular function (GO): transcription coregulator activity
Source: RefSeq, a predicted model, not a curated record
UAAUUAGUUUAAGUGAGAGAGAAGAACCACGGGAGAGGCGCAACUAUCUGCCAUUGUUUAGGGACGGCCAUAUUGGAUCCUAGGUUGUCCAGGCUUCUCUCAUCUUUUUUCUAAUUCCGCUGCUCAGGGUAUUUUUUGAACAAUGGCAUGUGUAACACUCAAGCGAUCACUAGAAUUUGAUCCUCUUCACCAUGGGAGUUGCACACCUCGACCACACAAGAGACGACGAUGCGUGCCUAUGUGUGUCUCUCCUCAGAGUGCUGCUGCAGCCACUGCACGUCACACUGAGUCACAGUCGCCAUUUGCAGAGGUCACACCUACUCUAACUCCAGAACAAAUUGCGCAAAAUGUUCGGGAGGAGAUUCGCCGGCUGAAACGCCGCAAGAUAUUACAGUGUGGCGAGCGUAGCAUGGAGUGCGAAGGAGGCUACGAUUCCCCAGCUUCCCCCCUCUCUCCGCCCUCCCCUGUCUGUCCUACCUCACCAUCACCUGCACCAACAUCCACUGCAGGAGUGUCAUCUCUUCACCAACAUCAUCACCAUCAUCAGUCCUCUCUUGGGAAGGAUAAACCUCUGUUUACAUUUAAACAGGUGAAUCUGAUCUGUGAGCAGCUACUGCGAGAACGUGAGGUGAAUAUCCGAGAGGAAUAUGAUAAAGUUUUGGCAUCCAAACUUGCUGAGCAGUAUGAUUGCUUUGUACGUUUUACUACAGAUCAGAUACAGCAGAGGCUCUCUCAAGCAUCCCUUCCCAGCUAUCUUUCAUAAAGUGACCAUGUUCUUUUGAUAUGGACUAUGUGCCUUUGGAGGUACAAAGAAUGAAAAAUUGUGAGAAUAUUUCCCCUGGAAGUGUGAACUUUGUACAUAGGAAGUAUCUCAAGCUCUGGAAGGAAUAAAAGUGUUCAGGAAACAAGUGUAAUAAUCGAUUGCCAGAUAAAAUGGAUAUAAACCUCAUUUCGGUUUGAUAGUGCUUGUGAAGUGCUGUUUAGUAUGAAGGUGUUAAAUCAAUAUAUCCAUAUCAUUCAAGGCUGUACACAAGUACAGUGGUCUUGGGUUAGCCAGGACACAAACUCAAGUCACGUACAUAACAGCAAACAAUAUAAGUUAGAAGGGACUUACACGGCAACCAGAAGUGGCAGCUUCAGUGACAAGCAUGAGUUAACUUGUGGUGCUCAUUCUGUGUGGCAUUCCUCAACUGUUGUGUGUACAUACCUUCUAACCAUUCAGUUGCCUUUCACACUUUUCUUGCUUUAAGUGGGUACUUUGUGGAGUAAAACUCGGCGAUACAGCAUACUUGAAGGGAGGAACUGGUAUCUAUAAUGGUUUGCGAGAAAAGUUGUGAUUGUUGAGAAUUUAUCUAGUACAGGAAGACAGCCUCAGCUGCAGUCACAUUGCCUUCAUGUGAAUAGUAAUCUAGGGUAGCGCUCCAUAUUGCCUGUUUUAUGUUAGCAUAAAUUUAUUUUUUGCUAGCUUCUCUUUAACUUGUAUGUAUCUGAUACGUGUGACUUGAAAGUAGGUUCUUUAACUUUGUAAAUAAGUUUUUAAUAGGAAGGAGAUACCCUGGUAAUGUCUUCCUGUAUUAGAGCCAUAAAACUUGCCCCUCUCAUUAGAAGGGCAAUAUUAACCCACCAUACAAAUCAAUAUCUCGCCUAUGCUGUUUUAUUAGAGAUCUAUUGUAUGAUAAUUUACUUAUGGGUGUUGUGUCUAAUGUGGGUAAUAAUGUAAUUUAGGCAUAAUAAGGUGUUAGGUUCAAAAGGGUUACAUUCUGCUGUAGCAGAAAGAGCCCUAUAAAGUGAGAAAGGCAGUAGUGUUAGUUGCAAUGAAUGAUUGUUUCACCGUAUGAAUUUACAACUAGUGUAGAGUAAGUUUUUUUUAUAAUGUUCCGAGGCUGGAAGGUCUCGAAUCGUGUGUACGAUGCACGUUUGGAAGCAGGACUUUGUAAGCUGCAUAUUGUCAAGCAUUGUUGAAGCAGUAAGUCUGCAUUUAUAAGAUAAUUGGUGAAAUUUUGGGUUUUGUAAGGAAUCUGUUAGUGCAUUUUAUUUCCUUAAUUUCAUCUUUCAUGACAGGGACAUUGUAUAGCAGUUCUGCAUUACUUUAUCACUAAGACUUUUCACAUCCUGUAAUGUCAUUCACUGUUAUAAAGCAAUGCUUCUUUUCCAUAUAAAUAGAAAAGUAAUCUUAAAAAUUGAGCAAAUGAUUCUCUUUAUUUUUUUUUUAUUUCCUGCAAAGAAUAACACUAAUCUUGGCUUCUCUGUAACUUUAAUUUUAUGAAUCUGGAAAAUUUGUUGCUAAGUUAGCUCAACAUAUUGGUUAAUAAGUUAGUUGGACAUAUUGUUGCAUGAACUCUUGAAGAGUAAUUGUUUACUAUUUAUUUUCUUGUUCUCACUUUUUUACUGUACUUGUAUUAUUAAAUAUACUUGUUAAUGGGAAAGUACGGCA